CAGCAGGAUGGGUGAUGCAGAGAGCUGCCUGUUCAGACAACAGACACGCGAGGUCAGGGAGAAGCCGCUUAUAAAUUACCGCUUCCUCCGCGCCGUCGCCAGCGUCGUGCUCCGGGACCUGUCUGCAGCCGAACUCCCGUGCCCGGCAGCCAACGUCGCGAUCGUCGCCAGCCCUGCCAACCCUGUGCCAACCGCCGUGGGCUUAGCCACCCAGGUGCAGAGCCAGCGCCACAGCCUCUUCAGAGGAGCCUCUCAAGCCCAAGCAGUAGCUGGUGUUAGGCACCAUCUUGUAGCCCUGGAAGCCGCUGCCACCGCCACCCGCUGCACCAACGUCCGUCAGCCUGACAGAGUUAGAUAUGAGUCCCGUGCACCCAGAAAACGAGGAAAUGGCCACCAAGGAGAAGCUGCAGUGUCUGAAAGACUUCCACAAAGACAUCCUAAAGCCUUCUCCAGGGAAGAGCCCAGGCACACGGCCUGAGGAUGAGGCUGAGGGGAAGCCCCCUCAGAGGGAGAAGUGGUCCAGCAAGAUCGACUUUGUGCUGUCUGUGGCCGGAGGCUUCGUGGGUUUGGGCAACGUCUGGCGUUUCCCGUACCUCUGCUACAAGAAUGGUGGAGGUGCAUUCCUCAUACCGUAUUUUAUUUUCCUGUUUGGGAGCGGCCUGCCUGUGUUUUUCCUGGAGGUCAUCAUAGGCCAGUACACCUCAGAAGGGGGCAUCACCUGCUGGGAGAAGAUCUGCCCAUUGUUCUCUGGCAUUGGCUACGCGUCCAUCGUCAUCGUGUCCCUCCUGAAUGUGUACUACAUUGUCAUCCUGGCCUGGGCCACAUACUACCUAUUCCACUCCUUCCAGAGGGAGCUUCCCUGGGCACACUGCAACCACAGCUGGAACACACCGCACUGCAUGGAGGACACCCUGCGUAGGAACGAGAGUCACGUCAUCUCCCUUAGCGCCUCCAACUUCACCUCACCUGUCAUCGAGUUCUGGGAGCGCAAUGUGCUCAGCUUGUCCUCCGGAAUUGACGAUCCAGGCGCUCUGAAGUGGGACCUCGCACUCUGCCUCCUCCUCGUCUGGCUCGUCUGCUUUUUCUGCAUCUGGAAGGGUGUUCGAUCCACAGGCAAGGUUGUCUACUUCACUGCCACUUUCCCAUUUGCCAUGCUGCUGGUGCUUCUGGUCCGUGGACUGACCCUGCCAGGUGCUGGUGAAGGCAUCAAGUUCUACCUGUACCCUGACAUCAGCCGCCUCGAGGACCCACAGGUAUGGAUCGACGCUGGAACCCAGAUAUUCUUUUCCUAUGCCAUCUGCCUGGGGGCCAUGACCUCACUGGGAAGCUAUAACAAGUACAAGUAUAACUCGUACAGGGACUGUAUGCUGCUGGGAUGCCUGAACAGUGGUACCAGUUUUGUGUCUGGCUUCGCAAUUUUUUCCAUCCUGGGCUUCAUGGCACAAGAGCAAGGGGUGGACAUUGCUGAUGUGGCUGAGUCAGGUCCUGGCUUGGCCUUCAUUGCCUACCCAAAAGCUGUGACCAUGAUGCCGCUGCCCACCUUUUGGUCCAUUCUGUUUUUUAUUAUGCUCCUCUUGCUUGGACUGGACAGCCAGUUUGUUGAAGUCGAAGGACAGAUCACAUCCUUGGUUGAUCUUUACCCGUCCUUCCUAAGGAAGGGUUAUCGUCGAGAAAUCUUCAUCGCCAUCGUGUGUAGCAUCAGCUACCUGCUGGGGCUGACGAUGAUGACAGAGGGUGGCAUGUAUGUGUUUCAACUCUUUGACUACUAUGCAGCUAGUGGUGUAUGCCUUUUGUGGGUUGCAUUCUUUGAAUGUGUUGUUAUUGCCUGGAUAUAUGGCGGUGAUAACUUAUAUGAUGGUAUUGAGGACAUGAUCGGCUAUCGGCCCGGGCCCUGGAUGAAGUACAGCUGGGCUGUCAUCACUCCAGCUCUCUGUGCUGGAUGUUUCAUCUUCUCUCUUGUUAAGUAUGUACCCCUGACCUACAACAAAUCCUACGUGUACCCUGAUUGGGCAAUUGGGCUGGGCUGGAGCCUGGCCCUUUCCUCCAUGGUGUCUAUCCCCUUGGUCAUUGUCAUCCUCCUCUGCCGGACGGAGGGACCGCUCAGCGUGAGAAUCAAAUACCUGAUGACCCCCAGGGAGCCCAACCGCUGGGCUGUGGAGCGCGAGGGGGCCACACCCUUCCACUCCCGCUCGACCCUCAUGAACGGCGCACUCAUGAAGCCCAGUCAUGUCAUUGUGGAGACCAUGAUGUGAGGUCCGGGCCACGUGACAGGCGCCGCUUUCCUGCUGUUUACUAACGUUAGAUUCUCAUAGGACCAGGUUUACAGAGCUUUAUAUUUGUACUAGGAUUUUUUUUUUUAAUUGUCACAGAAAAUGUUACUCUAUGUGUGUGUGUGAGUAUGUGUGUGAGUGUGUGUGUGUGUGUGUACCAUGUGUGUAUCUGUAUAUGUGUAUUUUGUUUUGGUUUGGGGGAUAUUUUGUAUAAAAAGAAAACCCAUGGGCCUAUGUCCUGGGGGAGAGGAUGGACUUUCAUAUUAAUUUCGAUGUAUUUUAUGGGAACUUGGUAAAAUUUUCUUUGUAUUUUUUUUUUAACAUAUAACUAUAUAUACUUAGAGUCUGUCAUACACUUUACCACUUGAAUUGGUCUUGCCAGCAAUGGAUCUGUUUUUCAAAAGCAAUUCUUCGGUGCUUAUAUAGCUGGCAGAAAGCUCUGCCCAAAAACAAACAAAAAAGAGAAAAAAAAAAGUGCUGGGUAGAAUGUUCCUACGGUGGUGGACACAUCUUCAUGAAAGGUAUAGUCCCUUCUGAGCUGGUUCAGGAGGAAGAAGACAGCUGAGGAGAGGGAGCUCCCACUAGCUGAACAGACCCGAGGGGCAGGAGAGAGCAGGCUUGUGGGGAGACCCCUCCUUCUUUCUCAGCCAACAAGAUGCCAAAA
Molecule: messenger RNA, 2934 nt
Organism: Acomys russatus (golden spiny mouse)
Lineage: Eukaryota; Metazoa; Chordata; Mammalia; Rodentia; Muridae
Gene: Slc6a6
Product: solute carrier family 6 member 6
Exons: 16
Coding region: 357-2252 (631 amino acids)
Biological process (GO): taurine transmembrane transport; sodium ion transmembrane transport; neurotransmitter transport
Cellular component (GO): plasma membrane
Molecular function (GO): taurine:sodium symporter activity
Source: RefSeq, a predicted model, not a curated record